AUGACUUCUCCACCAAUAAUAGAUCCACAACAAGGAUAUAAUAAUUGGAAAAAGUUAAAUCCUAAAAUACCUGACCAUGAGAAUAGUAAUGAACACCGUACAAAUAUGUUUAAAUGGGCCGAUUUCAAAAGUGAUUUAAAUAAAAAUAAUACGAUUGACUGUGCACUGCAAUUAGAAAUUAAUAAUGAAAAGGAAAAAUGGAAACAUAUUUUGAAAGUUGUGAUUGACUGUGUUAGAUUUUGUUGCGUAAACAAUUUAGCUUUGAGAGGAUCUAAUUGUGAUAUAGGAAAAUCUGGCUGUGGAAUAUUCUUAAAUUUAAUUGGUCUAAUUAGCAAUUAUGAUUCUGUUUUAUCAAUACGAAAUGAAAUCAUUCAGAGGAUAAAAAAUUCAAAAUACUUUUCUAUUAUUUUUGAUUCCACCCCGGAUGUUUCUCGUGAAGAUCAACUCUGUGAAAUUAUAAGAUAUGUUAGAGAAGUUUAUAACGAGUUUGUCAUUGAAGAAAGUUUCGUAGAUUUUAUUUAUACCAAUGAAAAGACUGGACUUGGAAUAGCUUCUGAUGUAUUACAAAAGUUGGAGAAAGAUGGACUUAGUUUUAAGAAUUGUCGUGGACAGGGCUAUGAUAACGGCGCAAACAUGGCGGGAAAAUAUCAAGGUGUACAAGCUCGAUUAAAAGAGAUUAAUGAACAUGCUCAGUUCGUCCCUUGUGCUGCACACAGCCUUAAUUUAAUCGGCGUACAUGCUGCUAGUGUAUCAGUAAAAAUGAUUUCGUUUUUCGGUAUUGUACAAAAUAUAUUUAACUAUUUUUCUGGAUCAACAAGUCGCUGGGAAGUACUAAUGCGGUGUUUGAAAAUAACAUUAAAAACGCACAGUGACACACGCUGGGCAUCUAAAUAUAAUGCAGUUCAUUCGUUGUAUUGUCAAUUUGGUGGUGUGAUAAAAGCUUUACGUGACAUAUCUACCAAUCCAAUUUUUGGCGAUGGGGUUGCUAAUGCACAAAAUCAGGCUUCAAAAAGGAUAAAUUGUUUAAAUGUUUCUUUCCAAGAAAUGAGUGAUAGUGGAAAUGAACAAAUUAAAACUGAAGCUAUUAGUAUUUGUGAUAAAGUUGGAAUAAAAUCUGAAUUAAAAAUCAAAAGGACAAUAAAAAGGAAAGUUAUGAGUGGAGAAAAUUCAUCGGGUGAAGAUAUUUCUGCAGAUCAAUUUUUAACAUUGGAAUACUACAAAGUUCUUGAUGAUAUGAUGGCUCAAAUGAAAUGGAGGUUUGAACAAUUAUCAAAUAUUGCUGAUGAUUUUCAAUUCCUUUCUGCUCAUUCACUAUCUGUUACACCAGUUGAAAAAUUGAAAAAAUAUGCAGCUGAUUUAGCUAUCAAAUACAACGAAGAUAUUGACCAGGAAAUAAUUAACGAAAUCGAAUUUUUUAAAUAUCAAGUAAAAGCAAUUUUACCAGACUUAAACGCAACUGCUUUAAAUAUUUUAAACGCAAUUAAAAAAUAUGAACUUGAUUCAACUUGUCCAAACUUAAUGGUAAGAAAUAUGCAGUGCAUAUAG
Molecule: messenger RNA, 1545 nt
Organism: Metopolophium dirhodum (rose-grain aphid)
Lineage: Eukaryota; Metazoa; Arthropoda; Insecta; Hemiptera; Aphididae
Product: zinc finger MYM-type protein 1-like
Exons: 3
Coding region: 1-1545 (514 amino acids)
Source: RefSeq, a predicted model, not a curated record